AUUGUCUCAACUCAACUCAACUUUACUCAACUCAAGGGAGAUCUGCUUACGCUCACCUGUAAUGUUAAACAUCAAGGUGACAGCACAGUGGUUUGGAAACAUAGAAAUAAUGUUCUCUCAGUUGGAAAAAUCAGGGUGAGGAAGGAUGAGAGGAUGAAUUGGAAAACUGAUAUUCUCCUGAUAGGACAAGAUAAAAUAGAAUCGCAUAUUCUUCAAGUAUCCAGUAUUGAUAAAGAGUAUGCAGGAAACUACACUUGUCAAGUUGAAUGGAAACCUGAUUAUGAACCUUUGCAGCAACAUUAUCUGGUGACUGUUCUGAUUCCACCAAUGGUACGAGCAGUGGAAUCAUUAAUCCAGGCCGAAGAGGGAGAUGAUGUGGAGAUGGCUUGUGUUACUCAAGGAGAACCUAGACCUAGAGUUUCCUGGAUUCACAGGGAGGGACCAUUAUCCCCUAGUUCAGUCAUCACAGGAGCUCAUCUCAGUAUAAGAGGGGUUUCUAGACGGGACGGAGGAACCUACAUCUGUAUAGCAGACAACGGAGCAGGAGAACCAGGCCAAGACAGGAUUCAACUUCAAGUCCAAUAUCCUCCUGUUGUAUCUGUUCCUGAACCUGUGGUAGUAAAGGGGUCAGCUGGAUCCCUAGGCUCAGCUCGGGCAGCGGUCAUCUCAUGUCUAGUAUCAGGGAUACCUAUUCCUCAGGUGACCUGGUACAGAUCUGGUAUGCUAUUGGAUGGACUUUAUUCAACAACUUCAAACUCUACUCAUUUCAGUAUACUCAUAAACGAGGUUGGAACUCAAGAUUUGGGAAAUUAUACUUGUAUAGCUCAGAACAAUCAGGGUAGAGCAGAGGCAUCUAUUCAACUCUCAGGUCGACCCUCUGAUGUGCGGAUAUUGAGCGGAGAAGGUUCAGUUUCCUCUACACAGUUUAACCUGAGCUGGACGGUUUCAAGUUUUGCUCCGGUCACUGAUUCUCAUAUAGAAGCUAGGAAAGCGGAUUUCUAUAACGCUGCCUGGAAACAUUAUAGAUUCCAACAUCCUGCUAGAUACGAAUACUUUAACAGGGAUUCUCAGUAUUCGUUUCCUCUUACAGAUCUAUCUCCGGAUACUAGAUACCAGGUUAGAAUCAAGUGUUUGAACCAGUUUGGAGAAUCAGAAUAUUCUCCAAUUCAUAUCUUCAGAACCCUUAAACAAAACUAUCUGUAUGAUUCCUCGGGUUUGAGUGGCCAAGGUCAGAAAUGGUGGCUUCGAUCUGGGGGUGAGACUGCCCUGGGUAGUUGGUGGUUCUUUAGUAUUUUCAUGAUACUAUCACUGAUAUAGUUAAUAUAAGAAAUAAGUUGUUUGUUGUAAAAAUUAUUGUUUAUUGGAACGUAAGGGUAAUAAAAUAUUAUAUUUAUUAA
Eurytemora carolleeae is the source of this 1397-nucleotide messenger RNA. Its product is annotated as limbic system-associated membrane protein. The record is from RefSeq and is a predicted model, not a curated record. The coding region runs from base 154 to 1317 and encodes 387 amino acids. The transcript has 19 exons. Gene Ontology annotation, cellular component: plasma membrane. Gene Ontology annotation, molecular function: protein binding. Lineage: Eukaryota; Metazoa; Arthropoda; Copepoda; Calanoida; Temoridae. Gene Ontology annotation, biological process: axon guidance; cell adhesion.